AGACGCAGGCGGGCGGGCGGGGCGCGGAAGCGGCCCCCGGGGGCGGUGCCCACGCGGAGCCGGACGCCGCUGAGCCCCAGGACGAGCGGAGACGCAGGGAGCCUGUGCGCUUGUGGCUCGGGGCAGGGGCCUUGGCUCAAGAUGCCGGUUCGCAGGGGCCACGUCGCUCCCCAAAACACUUACCUGGACACCAUCAUUCGCAAAUUCGAGGGCCAGAGUCGUAAGUUCCUGAUUGCCAAUGCUCAGAUGGAGAACUGCGCCAUCAUUUACUGCAACGACGGCUUCUGUGAACUUUUCGGCUACUCCCGAGUGGAGGUGAUGCAGCAACCAUGCACCUGUGACUUCCUCACGGGCCCCAACACCCCCAGCAGUGCUGUGUCCCGUCUGGCGCAGGCCCUGCUGGGGGCUGAAGAGUGCAAGGUGGACAUCCUCUACUACCGCAAGGAUGCCUCCAGCUUCCGUUGCCUGGUGGAUGUGGUACCGGUGAAGAAUGAGGACGGGGCUGUGAUCAUGUUCAUCCUCAACUUUGAGGACCUGGCCCAGCUUCUGGCCAAGAGCAGCAGCCGCAGCUUGUCUCAGCGCCUGCUGUCCCAGAGCUUCCUGGGCUCCGAAGGCUCUCACGGCAGGCCAGGUGGGCUGGGGUCUGGCCCAGGCAGGGGCAAGUACAGGACCGUCAGCCAGAUCCCACAGUUCACGCUCAACUUCGUGGAGUUCAACCUGGAGAAGCACCGCUCGGGCUCCACCACAGAGAUCGAGAUCAUUGCGCCACACAAGGUGGUGGAGAGGACACAGAACGUCACUGAGAAGGUCACUCAGGUCCUGUCCCUGGGUGCAGAUGUGCUACCCGAGUACAAGCUGCAGGCACCGCGCAUCCACCGCUGGACCAUCCUGCACUACAGCCCCUUCAAGGCCGUGUGGGACUGGCUCAUCCUGCUGCUCGUCAUCUACACGGCCGUCUUCACGCCCUACUCGGCUGCCUUCCUGCUCAGUGAUCAGGACGAAUCACAGCGUGGGGCCUGCGGCUACACCUGCAGUCCACUCACCAUGGUGGACCUCAUCGUGGACAUCAUGUUCGUCGUGGACAUUGUCAUCAACUUCCGCACCACCUAUGUUAACACCAACGAUGAGGUGGUCAGCCACCCCCGCCGCAUUGCUGUCCACUACUUCAAGGGCUGGUUCCUCAUUGACAUGGUGGCUGCUAUCCCCUUCGACCUGCUCAUCUUCCGCACUGGCUCCGAUGAGACCACGACCCUGAUCGGGCUGUUGAAGACAGCACGGCUGCUGAGGCUGGUGCGUGUGGCCCGAAAACUGGACCGCUACUCCGAGUACGGGGCAGCUGUGCUCUUCCUGCUCAUGUGCACCUUUGCCCUCAUUGCGCACUGGCUGGCCUGCAUCUGGUAUGCCAUCGGCAAUGUGGAACGGCCCUACUUGGAACCCAAGAUCGGCUGGUUGGACAGCCUGGGUGUGCAGCUUGGCAAGCGCUACAAUGGCAGCGACCCAGCCUCAGGCCCCUCGGUGCAGGACAAGUAUGUCACGGCCCUCUACUUCACCUUCAGCAGUCUCACCAGCGUGGGCUUCGGCAAUGUCUCACCCAACACCAACUCUGAGAAGGUCUUCUCCAUCUGCGUCAUGCUCAUCGGCUCGCUCAUGUAUGCCAGCAUCUUCGGCAACGUGUCUGCCAUCAUCCAGCGCCUGUACUCGGGCACCGCGCGCUACCACACACAGAUGCUGCGCGUCAAGGAGUUCAUACGCUUCCACCAGAUCCCCAAUCCUCUGCGCCAGCGCCUGGAGGAGUACUUCCAGCACGCCUGGUCCUACACCAAUGGCAUCGACAUGAACGCGGUGCUGAAGGGCUUCCCCGAGUGUCUGCAGGCUGACAUCUGCCUGCACCUGCACCGCGCGCUACUGCAGCACUGCCCGGCCUUCCACGGUGCCAGCAAAGGGUGCCUCCGCGCACUGGCCGUCAAGUUCAAGACCACACACGCGCCGCCAGGGGACACGCUGGUCCACCUUGGCGAUGUGCUCUCCACGCUCUACUUCAUCUCCCGCGGCUCCAUUGAGAUCCUACGCGAUGACAUGGUCGUAGCCAUUCUAGGGAAGAAUGACAUCUUUGGGGAGCCCGUCAGCCUCCAUGCCCGGCCCGGCAAGUCUAGUGCAGAUGUGCGGGCCCUGACCUAUUGCGACCUGCACAAGAUCCAGCGGGCAGACCUGCUGGAGGUGCUGGACAUGUACCCUGCCUUUGCGGACAGCUUCUGGAGUAAGCUGGAAGUCACUUUCAACCUGCGGGACGCAGACGGGGGUCUCCAGUCAUCACCCCGACAGGCUCCAGGCAGCCAAGACCCACAAAGCUUCUUCCUCAGCAACAAUCAAUCUGGAUCCCCCCCCAAGCUGGGGCCCCAGCUCCCUUCCCAGGGAUGUAGCCUCCUGGGUCCUAGAAGCCAGACCUCCAUGGUGGCAGGCCCUCAUGCUCCAGGCUACCCAGAUGCAGCCCCUUCCCUGAGCAUCUCAGAUACAUCUGGUCUCUGGCCUGAGUUGCUGCAGCAAAUGCCCGCCAUGCGCAGCCCUCCAAACUCUCAGGGAAACCCAGAUUGCUGGUCUAGGGAGCUAGGCUCCAGGCUAGAGCAGCUCCAGGCCCAAAUGAACAGGCUGGAGUCCCGUGUGUCCUCAGACCUCAGCCGCAUCCUUCAGCUCCUUCAGCAGCCUAUACCCCAGGGCAAUACCAGCUACAUUCCUGCAGUCCCUGCUGUCACUGAUCUGGCCUUGUUUCCUAUGGCCUCAGUGACUCAGGGUCCAGGGCCCACGUUGCCCCGGAGCCAUCUGCCCCCUGCACAGAACCCAUCCUUGGACUUGGACAAGUAUAGGACAAAGCAGAGGAACUCUUCCAAAAUGCCUCGCCUGGUCAUGGCAACAGAUAAAACUCUGACAGCAUCCUUGGAACAGGAGCAGCCUGAGGGACUCUUGUCACCCCUGGCCUCACCUCUGCAUCCCUUGGAGGUACAGGGACUCAUCUGCAGUCCCCGCUUCCCCUCCCUCCCUGAACACCUGGGCUCUAUUCCCAAGCAGCUGGAGUUCCAGAGACAUGGCUCAGAUCCCGGAUUUGUAGGGAGUUAA
Messenger RNA from Otolemur garnettii (small-eared galago), 3111 nucleotides. RefSeq names its product potassium voltage-gated channel subfamily H member 6 (gene KCNH6). Lineage: Eukaryota; Metazoa; Chordata; Mammalia; Primates; Galagidae. The transcript is spliced from 14 exons. Gene Ontology annotation, molecular function: inward rectifier potassium channel activity. The record is from RefSeq and is a predicted model, not a curated record. Bases 142 to 3111 code for a protein of 989 amino acids. Gene Ontology annotation, cellular component: membrane. Gene Ontology annotation, biological process: regulation of heart rate by cardiac conduction; membrane repolarization during action potential; regulation of ventricular cardiac muscle cell membrane repolarization.